CAGAAACCUGUCUAACUUCUUGCUAUAGGGUCAACUUUGAAAUUCCAAAGUCGACGCACAUCCACAAGUCGAUGCUCCUCCGGGGCGUUAAGUUCCCACCACCGGCGCUGGACAAUGGGGACAUCCAUGCUGUCAAGUCCAGGGCGCAACACUCAGGCCGUUCGUUUGGCGGCGCGCCAUUCCGCGGCGGCGGCGGUCGGGGCGGUCGUAUGGAUUACGGGUCGUCCCACCGUCCAAACCCAUUUGCGGCGCAUCUUGACCCCAGCUUUGUACCCCCAUCCGCUGGAAUGUCAUCCAUGCCGGCGCCCUCGGGCUGGGCCCCCCCCGUUCCUGGUGCAGGGAACUUUUCUAGAGGACCGCCUCCGCCUCCCCGUGGAGGAUCCAACUCUUACUACCCGCCUUACGGCGGAGCACCUCAGCAAGGUUACCCACAGCAGGGGUACGGCCAACAUGACCAUUACGGCAGACAAAACCAGGGAUAUGGAAAUAGUUAUGGCCAGAACGGAAGACAGUCUGGCUACGGCGGUGGCGACUACUACAGAGGAGGCGGAGGUUACCGAGGAGACAGAGGAGGAUAUCGUGGACCGCCCCGCGGUGGACGCGAUCACUAUUCUUCUAGGGGCUCCGGUGGUGGUGGUUAUGGUCGCUAUUGAGGAUCUCUUCCAUCAACGAAGCCUUUCCAAAGAUCGGUAUCAAAACCGGGUAUGGGUACGGAACGGAGUUAGGCGGUUUAUUCCUUACUGAAAGAAAAGAGGGCCAUCCUUGGGAUAGCUGUUUAGUUUCUUGUUUAUGCAUGUAAUCUUAUGGAAAUGAAUCUGAAUCUGGCAUCUACAUAUAGUCUCAUUCUCUUUCUAUUGUAAAG
Aspergillus glaucus CBS 516.65 is the source of this 862-nucleotide messenger RNA. RefSeq lists its product as uncharacterized. The record is from RefSeq and is a predicted model, not a curated record. The transcript has a single exon. Lineage: Eukaryota; Fungi; Ascomycota; Eurotiomycetes; Eurotiales; Aspergillaceae. Bases 115 to 744 code for a protein of 209 amino acids.